AUGAGUUACGGUGGAUACGGCGCACCCAACUAUCCAAGUGCACCCGGCUACGGUUCCGCACACAGGGGCAGUUACGGCGCAGCACCUGCAGUUGCAGGCAGAGGUAGCUAUGCGAGUGGGGCAGGAGCACCAGGAGCAGCACCUGUGUACUCACGUCACAGUCCUGCACCUGGCUACACAGGUGGUUCAAUGACAGGAGCAGCAGCGGCGGCGCCUUCAUACUCUCGGCACAGCCCAGCUAGCGCAUACGGUGCACCUGCACCCAACGCAUACGCUAGUGCAGGCUUCACGAGACCACGUCCACCGACGACGUACAUUGAUCCAAAUGUACGCAGCUGGUUCGAGACGGUCGACAGAGACAGGACCGGUCAGAUAAACGCUACAGAGUUACAGAUGGCGCUUGUAAAUGGCGAUUACAGCAACUUUGAUCUGGAUACAACGCAGAUGCUGAUUGGUAUCUUUGACGUUGACAAGACAGGUACCAUCUCGAUCGACGAGUUUGCCGGCGUUUUUAAGUACAUCAACGACUGGCGCAACGUCUUUCAACAUUUCGAUGUGGACAGAUCGGGAACGAUUGAGGGACAUGAAUUGGCUGCUGCUCUCUCUCAGUUCGGUUAUAGACUCACGCCAUUCACCCUGCGCGUGUUGGAGGAUAAAUACGGCGAGUUAUGCAUGUCCCGUCCAAGGCUCUGGCUGACGUUUAAUGCUUUCCCUUCGCAUAUCUUCUUCUUCCUCUGCCUCUCAUUUGCAUUCCUCUCAAAUAUCUUUGUCUUCUCACUUUCCAACUUUUUCACAUCGCUCAUCAACAUACUCCUCGUUGGUCUGUUUUCAUACAUUUUGUGGGACUUUGCACAUACAGGCAAUCCUAACUACAACAGACGCGUGCCAUACGGAGCUGGGAUGCAGGGUAUCUCAUUCGACAGAUUCGUCAGAUGCUGCGUCGCUGUAAAGACGCUCUCGGAAAACUUCUAUAGACUAGACGUCAACAGGAGCGGCUAUGUCAAUAUGGACUAUGAAAUGUUCCUCCAGUCUGCGUUGGCUGCUCCAUAA
Molecule: messenger RNA, 1050 nt
Organism: Wallemia ichthyophaga EXF-994
Lineage: Eukaryota; Fungi; Basidiomycota; Wallemiomycetes; Wallemiales; Wallemiaceae
Product: Peflin
Exons: 5
Coding region: 1-1050 (349 amino acids)
Molecular function (GO): calcium ion binding
Source: RefSeq, a predicted model, not a curated record